Synchiropus splendidus (mandarinfish) is the source of this 3960-nucleotide messenger RNA. RefSeq names its product ephrin A4. The coding region runs from base 344 to 955 and encodes 203 amino acids. Gene Ontology annotation, cellular component: plasma membrane. Gene Ontology annotation, biological process: axon guidance; ephrin receptor signaling pathway. NCBI's taxonomy places the organism in Eukaryota, Metazoa, Chordata, Actinopteri, Syngnathiformes, Callionymidae. Gene Ontology annotation, molecular function: ephrin receptor binding. The transcript is spliced from 5 exons. The record is from RefSeq and is a predicted model, not a curated record.
UUAAAUCCACGGUCUGACCUGGAACCGGACGUGAAAACACAGGAAAAGCGCGUAUGCCACCGUGGGCGAAUUGUUUUCUCGAGGACUCACUUCAUCCAUCAUGAGGACUGUGGAGAAAGUCGCCAGAACUUUUUCACGUGGAAGCUCUCACCUUCUACCCUGCAGCCGUUAAAAACAGCGUUCAUGCUUGACAAGCGCGUGCAGAUGGCGUGGAUUUUGACUUCGCAGUAACUGAUUGAGUUUCACUUGAAAGUUGAGGAAGGAACCUGAGCCUCACCUGAGCCACGCUGCAGCCACUCCCCGCUUGUGCGCACUGUCUGCGUGGCCCCUUGCAACGCUCAGGAUGGGCUCCCCGGUGUGGAGACCCGGGGCUCUGCCUGCGUGGAAAGCAACGGUUCUCCUCUUUAAUCUCAUCUCACCAACUCUGGCCAAACGGCACAUCGUUUACUGGAAUUCUACAAACACCAGGUUAACAUCAGGAGAGCUAUCGAUCCAGGUCAACCUGAACGACUACCUGGAUAUCUACUGCCCUUAUUAUCCCAACAAGAGGUCGGUGGGCUCAGGGCCACCCGAAACGCUGGCUCUCUACUUGAUAAGACAGUCUUCCUUCGGGGGUUGUGUGGAGACCAGAGGAGCCAUCCAGAGGUGGGAGUGCAACACCCCCUUUGCUCCGUUUGGACCUGUAAAAUUCUCUGAAAAGAUCCAAAGAUUCACCCCCUUCUCAUUGGGAUUUGAGUUCUUGCCAGGCCACCAGUACUAUUAUAGCUCUCUACCCACAGAUGAAGGCCCUCCUCUGCCAUGUAUGAAGCUGCGUGUCACCGUGUGCUGUGCGCCCACUUCGGAGGGUUCCCAGCAAAUACAAGGCACAGCACCGUACAGCAGCGGCCGUCCCUCCAGAACAGCUUCACUCCCGCUGUUGGUGACCGUCCUGCUCCAUCUCUUACUGACCACCUGAGCCCUUCGCCCGUCCACGAUGCUGACUCUGCACCGUUCUUCGCCACGUACUAUCGUCCAGUCAUGAGCUUAUAAGCGCCACAGUUCUUCAUGAUCAGGACCAAUUAGGACUCUCCAUCUCUCAGGAACUGACUCCGAACAAUCGGCCUUUUUAAAGUAAUCUUUCUGGAUCACAGAAAUGUGUUUACCUCCUUUCAGUGGCCAAAAAAAAACAGUGCACUGACGCUGACAUUUGACUUUUCUCAUGUUUACACUUGUAUUUUAAUACGAUAAAAGACGUGUGUUAGCGACACAAUGAUCAGACUGGUGAGGCUGCUGCGCCCCCUUAUGGGAUCAAAUUACUUUUUUUUUUUUUUUUUUAAUCCAAACCUAGGAGUGGCUGUGGUGGUGAGUUUGCUGUACAGAUAUGCAACCGUUUUUCUAUCUUUUUCCACAAAGAAUUUGUUUAGAUAGUUAAUAUAUUCUCCCAAAUGAUGUACAUUAGCAAUAUUCUAGUUUUAGUUCACCUUUUUUAAUCAUUAUUUAAACCCUGAUUUAUUUUCCUGCUUUUAUUCAUGUAGUUUAUCGUCGAUCGUCUUAACCCUCGCGCAGCAAUACGGACAUUCGUCUGUUUGUCCUGGUUCCGCCUUUCAUCUUUACUUUGCGCCUGUGCUGUCCAAAAAGUUUUUUUUUUUUGUCAUUGGAAUUUGAAAAAAAAUGUCCCAAAUUUGGGGUUGCUUUUAUGAAUCACCUAGCGUCAUUUUUUUUCAUCCGUUUCAGCAGUUUUAUUAUUAUUAUUUUUAAAUCUGUUCAACCCAGAGAAAUGCACCCCGGUCUGAUACACAUCUUAUGUUAGAAAGCACCAGUGAAAACAAGUUAUUUAACUGGCAUUUAAGGGGUUUGUGUGUUCAAAUAUUUGAAGGAAAAUGUUGCCGAACAAUCAGAAAAGGACUCUUUAUCUUGGCAACUGGGAUGAGAAGUGUUUUUAAUCUGAUAUAUUGUCACCACUAGUGACGUUCUAGAGUGAGUGAGUUGGACCUUGUGGUUAAAAUACCAAAAAUUUUACUGCUACUUCAAUAUUUUAAGUAAUGGAUAACUGAGUCGAUGAUUUGAUGCCUUAUUCACGGAGCACUAUCUAUGAGAUGUUAGAGUCAGAAUCAUCCUGCUUGUGGUAGAUUUGUCCGCAAUGUUCUGUAUUUUCAUGAUUCUUGUGUUUUUAUUUGUGUCGUCCUGCUCCUGCUUUCACAUUUUUGUGAAGAAAAUUGCUUCUUCUGUGAAGAGCUGACUGCAAUCUGAGCCUUUUUCAUUACUACCGCGGCGACUCGACACGUGAGUGCAUUAAUAAAAGAUUGAGGUCAGCUGGUUUUGUUUAUUUGACGUAUCUGCCACAACUUUAUUUGUGGAACACACGCAUCCACACACACACACACACACCGAGGAAAGACUCGGGAGAAUGCAGAUAAGGAGACUUCUGGGACUCAAGAUGACCUUGUGGUUAAAAAAGGUUGUUGUAAUGCGAGAAACAGACGGGGAUAUUGAGCCGAGUUUUUAUCUGCAUGCAGCUUGAAGAGAUAAGAUACCCAAUAGACUCCUGGUAUUAAUUGACUCCCAAGCCAAUAUGUCCGUCCCAAAAUGUUUGUUUUAGUCAACGCGGUGGUGUGAGGACAUAUAUAUAUAUAUGUAUUUAUAUAGAUAGAUAUAGAUUGAUAUUAUUAUUAUAUAAUUUGUUUUUUUCAUCAGUCAUCAAAUUUUAUUCUUAAUAUAGUAGGGGGUUAUUUUUUGGUCCACUUUGCCUCACGCUCUGGAUCACACAUGUGCUGUGAUAAAACAAGAUGUGGGUUUCGACUGUCUAUGUCAUGUAAUUUAUGAUUUAUUUGCUUGUGAACACACGUAAUUAUUAGGACUACAAAUCAAACGUCAGAUGUAUGAGGUCACAGCAGAAUGCUGAACUACAGGUACUAUCAAAACUAUCAGAGGUAGAAGCUAGCAAACAUUAGGUGACAUUGUUAGACAUCUCUCCAUUGACUCCUUUGGACAAGUCAUGGUCCUUUCACAGUCCACUACUGAUGUUUGAAGUUUCAUCUUUCUUACUCCUAAUACAUUGCAAAGCAUAAUAGGGUAUGUUUCAAAUGAACCACACAUAAGACUCUUAUUUUGAAAGUGGGCUUCUGCAUCUUAUACACACCCCAAAGGCAGUGUUCAGUGUUGCUUGUUGACGCAUUAGGCUUUCCAUUGAGGCAUGUUCUGCCUUCCGCGGCAUAUCCUGACACAGCAGGCAGCGCGUCUCGGUCAAGAAAGAUGGAGGUAAAGCCAUGGGAUGGUGAUCCUUUCACGCAACAUGUAGCAGGUAAUAACAUGUAAUAACUCAGUAUACGAAGCCCCUCAAACUACAGUAGCAUAAGGGCAACAGAUACAACAUGUGUAUAUCAAGUGACAUCCAAUAUUAUUCAGAAGAGACCUUCAUUUACAGAUAUACUGACACACCCCAGGCGUAGAAGAGACCUGCUGAGAAAUGUUUAACAAAACCAUCUUUUUGCAUGCAAGAUCAUGAAAUUGUGUUCUUAUAUUCACACUUGCUAAUUCAACCUUUUCUGUGUCACAAUCUCAUCUCAUCGUCGUGUUUGCGUUUCGUCUCCCUGAUGAUGAUGAUGGCGCAUCGUCCCUAAACACGGGGCUAGACAUCCAAAUAAAUGCAUUUCCAUUUAUAUAGUCUAUAAUGUGGGAGCUGUUCAGAAGCCAGAGAAGCAAUUUUACUGGAUAACAGCGCUAAUGCUUCUAUUUCAUGGUGUGUGAUGACAUGUUUGUCACUCUUGUUUGGAAGCAGCUUCCCUUUCAACCUUCAAGUGGAAAUCGCUGAAGUUUGGGUUUACACUUUUUGAAGAGAUUCAUGAAAUCAAGAUAUGAGGUUGAUCUUUUAUUGACUGGAGGAUUCUCAGUUUACCUUUUUUUUUUAACCUUUUUUCAAGCUGCUCAGUUUUGUUUUGUUCAUGAAAAUAACUGACAACUGCUGAAUGCUUAAAAUCCAUC